This is a messenger RNA of Cylas formicarius (sweet potato weevil), 934 nucleotides long. RefSeq lists its product as uncharacterized. Gene Ontology annotation, cellular component: mitochondrion. The transcript is spliced from 2 exons. Gene Ontology annotation, biological process: piRNA processing. Bases 1 to 819 code for a protein of 272 amino acids. Gene Ontology annotation, molecular function: RNA endonuclease activity producing 5'-phosphomonoesters, hydrolytic mechanism. Lineage: Eukaryota; Metazoa; Arthropoda; Insecta; Coleoptera; Brentidae. The record is from RefSeq and is a predicted model, not a curated record.
AUGGAAUUGCGAUACACAAUACAUACACACAACCGCUUGACGUUUAAUUUCGGCGACAUUAACAUAACCUCACAUUCGUUACAGCUGACCAAUAUGUGGGGUCAGAUCCCCAGGAAUGGGUUUUUCUUAAUUUCGUCCGUAACUUGCAUCGUUAUACCGUUCUAUAUGUGGAAGUCGCUGUGGCAGCUGUGGCGCACACUUCAAAAAGAAAACGACGAAAUACUGUUGUUUCAUAAAAGGCACAAUUGCGUGGUCAUUUACCAACCCAAAACAGGUUUAUCCGGGUGGCCCCGACACAACGACGAAAAGACGCCGGACAUAAACAGCCGAAUGAUACAUUUAUGCGAACCAUUUACCUAUUUCAUAAGAACUGCUAAAGAAUCAUUGUGCAUUGCUUUUAUGGUGAUAAAUAUAAAGGUAAUUUACGAUGAACUAAUAAAGGCUAGGAGAAGAGGCGUGUGUAUUCGAAUCAUAAACAAUUUUCAGCAUACGGAAAGCUGCAAUGAAGAUAUUAAAAAACUGUUGAACGAAGGUGUCAAAUUCCAGUUUUUUGUCGCACCAACCUCUGCAAUGGAUACGAUUAUGCACCAUAAAUUUAUGGUAAAAGAUGCGGUCAGCCAGACUAAAUGUUUAUGUACUGGCUCCAUGAAUUUAACUGGCAGCAGUUUUUUCAACAAUUACGAAUCUAUGGUUUUCAGCUGCAAUCCAUAUUUAGUUGAUGCUUUCAAAAACCAUUUUGAAGAGUGUUGGGACAAUUUGAAAAUGGACAAUGAUGGAUUGAUAAAUAAAAUUAUAUUGCGCGAUGCACGACUUUUGUAAAUUUUUAAAAUGUUUCCUUUAUAAGAAUUAUAAAGUGCCAAGUUGUAGACAAGAAUUAAUAUAUAAACACAUUUUUUUCUAUCAGUUUGGUUCGGCAUCGAAAUAUAUGUCAAUU